Messenger RNA from Mizuhopecten yessoensis (Yesso scallop), 10102 nucleotides. RefSeq lists its product as uncharacterized. Bases 86 to 5092 code for a protein of 1668 amino acids. Gene Ontology annotation, molecular function: calcium ion binding; protein binding. Gene Ontology annotation, biological process: intracellular signal transduction. Lineage: Eukaryota; Metazoa; Mollusca; Bivalvia; Pectinida; Pectinidae. The record is from RefSeq and is a predicted model, not a curated record. The transcript is spliced from 31 exons.
UUUGAAACGAAGCAUGGGUUUGUUGAUACUGGCAGGUGCUUCUUCCAAGAUGUGAAAAAACAACAAUUUGUGCCAACAGACAACAAUGAUGGAAGGCUAUUCCACGGACAGGGGUGUCCAAGCUUCUGGACCAUACAGAGCCACAAAACUGUGGAAUGAUGUCAUUCUGGCCUUUCGUCGCGGAAUGCCAGUGGCCCGUCACAGAAGAUACAUGAAGACUUACGAAUCCUGCUUUUCAGCUAAUGAAUCCAUUGAUUGGCUCCACCAAUACCUACGGGCCAAUCCUAACUUUGGUUCCGAUGUCACAAGAUUUCAAACUCUGCAAUUAUUCCGAAAACUACACAGAGCCCGUGUAAUUGAAGAUGUCAGAGGUGGAAAACACAACAAACAUGACCCUACAGACAAUGGCCGACUCUUCAGAUUUACACUUAUGUCUCCUGUGAAGAACCGUGUACCUUUCACAGACAGGAAGGACUUAAUAAAUACUGACGGCAAUCAGGUAACAAAUCCAGUCAAGCCAGGGGAUAGUCAUGGAACCUACCCUCCCUGCUAUGUUCCUGCACAGCCCAAAGAUCAGAGGCAGUCAUGUCACAUACAGCCACCGCCACCUCCCUGUCGGAACCAAGCGGAACUAAAUCCAGCCUCACAGCCUCCUCAGUCGGUACCUUAUUGCCAGCUGGUGGCUAAACAACUCUCAGCAGCAGACAUACAUGAUACUUGGAAACACAUGACAUUAGACAGACUACAGUCUGUUCUAAACCUGGACAAUUUAUCGGAGAUAUUGGACAGUAGUUUUGUUUUGGGGAUGAACAUUAUGCACAACUGUACCUACCUCAAUAAAAGUGGAAUAGUGACCAACAUUGACCCGAAAGAUCAGUUACCACACUGGGCCAUGUCUGCUAUGAGGUGUCUGGCUCGCUGGCCAGAGAGAACAGACGACAAUCUGCCGACGUAUCAAGGGUUUGAGCGCGAUGUGUAUCGUGUAGUGAAGGACUAUUUCUGUGGGAUGUCCGAACCCCUGAUGACAUACGAGAUGUAUGAAGUAGUCACCAACGUGUUUGUUACAGCAGAGGGAACAUGCCAUGAACAGUGCUCAGAGGAGGAAUACAACACUAACCCAGAAUGUCUCACAUCGUUUGAGUCUGUAGAAAAUCUUAUGCUGGAUUUAACUAAUGUAGGAGAGAGUGGGAAAUGCUAUAACAGGUCCACGCCCGAGUCUCAUGCCCAUAUGUCCCGUUUGAUCAGUCGGUCAACACUGGACCUGUCUCCAAUACAGCCCAUGCAGGACAGCUUUCAGAUUGGUCGUCUUCGACGCUGUGAGUCCACCGCAAACAUUCCCGUGGCUAAGUACGAGACAGCCUUUGGACCUGAGAACAGAACUAUAACGCGUGUGUACUACAAGGAUGGGGUAUCUACAGACUUUGGUUACAGUAACGGCCCCGAUGACCUGUCCAAGACUCCCCUAGAAACUCACUUUGAAAUGUCAGACAGCUACAACAAUCUACUUCCAAUGUCGGAAAAGUGCCAAUCUUCCUACACGGUUCACUAUGCCAAAGUCAAGUCUACCAGACCUCGACGGAAAUCAAGCGGCGAACUCGUAUCUAAAAGCAGAGACUAUAGCAGGCGGAAAAGUUGUUCAUAUUAUAUAGGGAGCCCUGUAAGUGAUGAUUCAGGAAGGAGUCAGUCGCUGAGCACAGGAAACAUAUCUGCUAAUGAGCUGAGUAACAAUUGUGAUAGAUCUGAGUCUAAAGUAAGGAAGGGUAAUGUGCCAACACGGUCCCCGCCUCACUAUAGUUCACUGUUCCCUAACGGGCAUCAACCAGUGCUAGACGGUGCUACAAAACUGCUUCGUAAGUGCCAUCGUUCAAAGUCAAACAUGUCUUUGCAUCGGAUUAAGUCAUCAUCAUCUAUAAACUCUUCCAAUUAUGACUCGGAUCAUAUGCGGUCAGAGGCAGCUUACCCGGAGCAGUUCCACCCGCGUCGAGCCCAGAGUAAAGAAUCACUGGUUGGUCGCAGCCUCAGUUUGUCUGACCUCAUGCAUGCUGACAUGGACAAAGGACAGAAACGUAUGAAAAGGACACGGAGCUCUACAGGUUCCUUAAGUAUGGAGAUGAACGAAAGGAAGAAGCUUGCCCUACAAACGGUGUGUCUACUACUGCCUCCAGCCAACAGGCGUAAACUACAGCUUCUCAUUAAACUCAUGUCCAAGAUGGUGGAAAACCCUAAACUCCAACUAGACGACAAUAAAUCCACACGGUCACUGUUGAUGGAGACAUUUUACCGUUCCGUGCUGUGUAGUCAGGACGAGGCUGACAUGGAAGACCUCCUCGUGGUCAAGAUUAUCUCCUUCCUGGUCGACAACUGUGCAGAAAUCAUGGCUGUGCCAGUCGAUCUGAAGGACGCUGUGGAGCAGAGGCUGACAAUAGACUCCAAACAUAAGUUCCAGAAAACCUAUCCGGAGAUCUAUGGUCACAGAUUUCCCAACGAAGAGAGUGAGUUGGAUGUCUUCCCGCAGAAGCCGAAGAUCAAGCAGCCCUUAUUGAUUGCUGGUGCUCAUAUGGGUAUUUAUGAAGGUUAUUAUAAACAGGCAGAUCCCAAUGGAACGGGAAGCAUUGGCGCUUUGGACGCAGCAUCCUUUCUGAAAAAGUCGGGCCUCAAAGAUACAGUCCUAUCACAGAUAUGGGAUUUAUCAGACCCAACAGGAAAGGGUUAUUUGGAGAAGGUUGGUUUCUUUUCGGCUAUCAAGUUUGUAUCAAUGGCCCAAAACAACUCAGAACUAAAUGUUUCCAAUCUCGUUGCCGACAUCACUGCUCCAAAUCUGGGGCCAGUGGAAGAGGUGGUUUCCGAGUCUCCAUCCCACAGUGCUGCUGGAACAGGGCAGUGGGCUCUCAGUGCGAGUGAGAAGACCAAGUAUGACCAGGUGUUUGACAGCUUACAGCCAGUCAAUAACUUAUUGUCUGGUGAGAAAGUUAGACCUGUGCUGAUGAAUUCCAAGCUCCCGGUUGACAUUCUGGGCCGUAUAUGGGACAUGAGCGACAUAGACAAAGAUGGCUACCUGGAUCGUGAGGAAUUUGCUGUGGCCAUGCAUCUUGUGUACCGGUGUCUAGAAAAGGAACCGCUACCUGCCACAUUACCUCUCAUGGUAAUACCACCCUCUAAGAGGAAGGCAGGCGUGGUUCCAGUAGGCGUGGUCCCAGCAGGCGUACCGGGUGGUGUCCCGGGUGGUGUACCGGGCGGUAUCCCAGGGGGGGUCCCAGGCUUUGUUCCGGGGGCUAUCCCUUCCGGUAUAGCGAUGGGCGGUGUACCUGUCCUCACCCCAAAUGUCACCGGACGAUCCACACCACCCCAGCGGUCAGACUCGCCCAGUUUGAAUGUUCCGUGGGUUGUCACUGCGGCAGAGAGGACCAAUUUUGAUUUAAUGUUUAAGAAAGCAGAUUUAGACAUGGACGGAUUGGUGUCUGGUCUAGAGAUUCGCGAAGUCUUCCUCCAAAGUGGUGUUCAAAACAACAUAUUGGCUCACAUCUGGGGCUUGUGCGACACCAAAGGAUCUGGCAAGCUUAACCCAGAACAGUUUGCACUGGCCAUGUACCUAAUACAGAAGAAGUUGAAGGGAAUCGAUCCCCCUGCUCAACUCAGUCCUGACAUGGUCCCUCCUUCCAUGAGGCCCAAGCAGGGUGCUGAUCCUACAGCUUUUGGAGUUACGGACGGCACAAAUGCUGGACCCUAUGGGCAUGUUGCAGAUUUCUCUGCCAUCAAAGAAUUAGGCAUCAUCAGCAAAGAUAUUGAAGAUAUGAAAAGGGAAAAGCUGCAGAUAGAAAGGGACAAUGCUCAGAAGGAAGCUGACAUUAAGAUUUGUAACGGAGAGGUACAGAUGUUACAGAAAGAGUUGGAUGCUAUUACCGCCACGCUACAGCAACUGGAAAGUCAGAAAAAGGAGGCUCAGAAACGACUGGAUGAGCUGGAUGACAAGAAGUCAAAUUUAGAAAGCAAUAUGAAAGAGAUGAAGGAAAAGUUGGAAGAGGAACAAAAACAGGUGAAUAGUCUAAAAUCUCAAAUAACAACACAAGAAAAUUCUGCAAUGAAUCAAGAAGAAGAUCUUUCCAAGCUACGUGUAGAUCUAAACAGUCUUCGAGCUGAAGAAACAAGGCUGGAGCAACAAGUAGAUGCCGGUAAACUACAAUUGGAUUUACUGGUCAAGUCUAAAAAAGACAUUUCUCUCCAAGUCAAUCAGACUCGAACAAGAGUUCAGCAUCAAGAGGACCAGAAGAGAGGUAUGAAGCAGAGCUUAGGAAACUAUAGCUCACAAAUUAAUGGUGACCUGACAUCAACAUUGUCGGGGAUACAAAUGGAUGACCAAAUGAGUUCCCGGGCGACGGUCGGUAGUCCUGCGAGUUCACUUGGUAGUUUUAGUACUGGGUCAGCAGUGGACGACUUCAAGGAUGAUCCGUUUAAAUCCAAAGACCCGUUUGGUGGAAGCGGUGGGAGCGUCAAUGUUCAAGCAGAUCCCUUCCAGUCUGAGGACCCAUUUAAAGGCAGUGAUCCAUUUAAGUCAGAUGGUUUUAGUUCUGAUCCAUUUGCAUCAGAAGAUCCUUUUAAGAAUGCAUUUAGUGGAACCACAGCCCCAACAUCUAGUGCCAAAGAUGACCCCUUCUCCAGCAUGGACCCGUUUGGUUCGGCCUUUUCUUCAACUUCUAGUCCUUCCAGUAAAUUUUCUACAGACUUAGAUCCUUUUGGGGGUGGUGGAGGAAGUUCUACGGCCAAACCUUCAACUUCUAAAGUAGGAAAUCUGUUUGGUAGCGAUCCGUUUGCUCCAAAGCCAACAGGGAGUUCACCCUCCCCAUCCCCAGCCCUUCCUCCCAAACAGAAAAAACAACCACCCCCUAGACCAGCCCCACCCAAGGGGCGUUCACCUUGUCCCAGCCCCAGUAAGCCCACAGCCAACAGUUUAGGAGUGUUCGGUAGCGACCCCUUUGCAGGAUCUGAUCCUUUUGCAAGUUCUGGAACGAACUCGGGGGACGAUCCCUUUGCCAACUUCGCUGAUUUUAGUCCCAGUAAGUUUGAGGAUGACAAGGCAGCGUGGGGUUCAAGUUAAUUCUGACAUGUGUGAGCUUACUGUACUAGCACAAUGCCUGCCAACAGGACGAUCUCUCGUGUGUUCAAAAAACAUGUGAUAAUAUCUAACCAGUGUAGGCAACACAACCGUGUUACUGUACUGGAUCACAGUAGACGAGGAAACAGGAAGAUGGAGAAUACAGAAGGAAGUUGCAGUUUGAUUAAACUAAGUGUUAUUUUGCAUGUUUAGAUUCAUAGAUGAUUGGACAAUCUCAAGUGUAGGAGGAAGAAAACGUUUGUUAGAUCAUCAAGAUAAAUAACUUAUCCAUUAAUUACGCAUUUCUUUAUAAAAGGGAAAUAAGUUUGCUAACAUGCUUCAUGGCUAAUCAUAAACGGUUAACUACAAGGUAGAGAAGUGAAACAAGUGUUCAUCAAACGUUCAAGAUACUUGGAUACUUACUGGUACGCUCACCAACUUCAUGCAUAACAUUAAACUUUUCCUGUGUAUUCUGUAUACGGUUCAAUCCCAAAUCUUCGUACAAUGAUAUGUGUAUGUUUAAAGUGACUUCCAAUGUAUGAAGAAUUUUAGUUUGUUACAUACAAGUUGCAUGUCCUUGUAGUAGGAAGUGAUAAAAACAGAUAAAGGAUGAGGGGUAUAUAUUUCAAAAUGGUGAAAGCAGUAUUGUUGGUCACAGAUAUCUCCACCGUUCCAUAAUAUAUGGUGUAGGAGUCAUUAUAUCUUUGGAAAAGAUAGAAUCAUAGAAAAAUAUCAAAUUUGCCAUGAUUAUAUAAUUAUUCAAAUUCCGAGUUUUGAAGCGUGGUUGACAGUCAUUAUUAAAAAAAAAAUUGCAUAACACCAUAUAUAUGUGUACUUAACUUUUCAUUCCAAAUUUUUAAUAUACAUUUAUAAUGCAAGUAACGAUCAAUGUGGUAAUUUCAAAACAUACAUGGUUUUGUAGGACCAAUUCAUGAAAACUUGAAACUUGACUAUUGUAAGGAGAUUUUAUUGAUAACACGGCAUAUUCGCUUCAGGAAACACUAAAUCAGCGCAAACUAGAUUCUUUUGAUUUGAUGAAAACUAUGUUGUCCGUUAUUUCAAAAAGGUUGUUCCCACAAUUUGAUAUUCUGCUUAAACCGUGCAAUUUACCGGUACAGGAGUCAAGUAGCAGGUUCUUACUUUUCAACCCUAAUAUGCUGAGUUUGUAGUGUAAUAACUUUUCCUUUCCUAACGUACAAGUCUGUGCCCAGCGUAUGAGUUGAAUGUGUAGACAAUGUCUAAACUAUUAGUCUUCCUCAUUACUCCUCCUGUAUGUAACUGGUGAUAGAUGUGUGACUUGUUGUACUGUCCUAUGUACAGGCGACGUUUCAUUGGAUCGCUGAUGCUAUCUGUAUAUAUAGCAGUUUCAGACCGCAUCUUGCAAAGUCAACGUUAAAUUAUGGAUCCACUUUCAAUGUUGAUUUACAAAGUGCAAAAGUGAAAUGACGCAAUAAGUAUAACAUUGAAAACAAAACACGAAUUAUAUAAAAUAAUAAUUGAUGUGGAUAUUUUAAGUUUAUUUUUACUACAGUUGUUAAACCUCUCUGAUAUAUAUAUGUAUUGUAAACUGAUUGACAAUUUUAGUGUUUCUAAUUUAUUAAUAUUCAAUGUCAAAUUAAAUUAAAUGAUAAGAAUUAUCAGUUAGAACAUUCUAGGUAAGUACUAGUACAUGUAAUGUUGAACUAAUGAAUAAGUUGAGUUUGAUGGCUAUUCCAGUAGACUCGAGUCUGACAGCUCAUUGAUUGCAUUGUGUUUGAACCCUGUCAGGACCUUUUUGUGGACACCAGCUGGGCAACAGACUCACAAAGCUGGCUGUCAGAUAAAAAAGGGAAUCCACCGUCACACAGUGCCUCCAAAACCGGAGAUUCUCAAAACUGGGUGCUGGAGCUCCCUAGCUGGUCAGUGGACAGUGACUCGUCCCAACAGACCUCCCCCCGACUCAAGGCCGUGCUACAAACCUCAAAGACGGUCCUUCCUCUCAGCAAGGGGCGCCGGACUUCUUCCUCUUCAAGUGCAAAGGUUUCCCCUAGGACACGUCUCACCGAGUCUGUGGAUGAAUCUGAUGCUUGAUAGUUGUCUGUAAAAUAAAUAAAUUGGUCAGGGUUAUGGCAGUCUAUAUCGAAUCAAUGAACAGACAUUCUUUAUUUGUAUAUCAUUAUAAUGAAUGAAAGGACUGCUCAUUGGUCUGUUGGUUUCUGGAGAGUGAACUUAUUUGUUAGCAAAUAUUUUUGCAGUCGGUUUUUAUUCCGUACUGUCAGUCUAUAGUGUAUGUCUGUAGAGCAAUUAUACUUGUCAGUGUUCUGGUCAACACACUGUCUUGGUCCUUGUUUAAUCUUUGAGGUAAAAUGGUUCAGAUAGGUAUAUAAUUUUGUUAAUAUCUCUAAAGUCAAACAGAUUUGUAGACCUCUCCUUACAUAAUGUCUGACACUUAUUUAUCAGCUGCCGGUAACUGAAUUUUGAUGACAUCGGGUGUUCAAAUAUUCUGCGUGAUUCUGUGUUAAAUAUAAUUGUGUUCCGAUUACUGCAUAAAAUGUUCAUAUCUAUCAGGAAACGUUUCAUCAUUUUGUAGUUUUAUCAUUAUUUAUACGUCUGACGUAAGACACCCCUAAGUUUCUAGUCAUAGUCUGAAUGAGAUAUUUCUAGACAGAACCUUAUACUGUAUGUUAACGCAGGAUCGUGGUAGGUCAGGUGCUUGUGUACACAUCUUAUUACGAUCACGUGAUUUCAUUGAUGUCAGACUCGCCACUCUUUCGUAAUUAGUGCUCUCGUUACUCUGUCAUUAGCAGCAAUUGUUGCUAAUCGGCUACAAUGAGGCGGUUUAUAUCUGUUUGUACAUGUAAUAGGUAUAAAGCAUUCAUCAUGAAGGGUAAAUUCGAGUCCGAUUCCUAGGACUCCCGACCUCUACUAAAUAUUAGAUUUGGUUAUUAAUUUUAAGUAUAACACAAUUUCUGACUCGGCAUUUUUUAAGCUGUCCUUUACUAGUAUUGUUUCAUCAAUAGUUGAUUACGGAGCCAGUCGUUGGUUAUAGGACUGCAUUCACCGUGAGCAACGGUCAACAGUCGCAGUAACAAAACCAUCCAGUCACAAAUCAAAGAAUUCCAGAUAAAGCAUUGCCACUCAGGUCGUGUAACCGCUCCACUGAAUACACGGUAUUCAAUUAUUGCGAUGCAUGUAUUUAUUUAAAGCAUAAAUGGCGACGUAUACUUGUAUUUUACUGGUGUUUUUCGCUGGCAAUGUAAUUAUUUGUCACUUGGCAGUUUGUAUAAGUGACUUUAUAAUGAUUGUCUUUUAAACUUAGUCAAAAGUCAUUCUUACCAUUCUUGCUCAUAUUAAAGUUCAUUACUUUGAUGACAGAUUUAUGGAUGGGGUGGAAAGGAAAGGAACGUACAGUACUGAGUAGUGUUGGCCAAGUUUUGCUGCUUACUUAAUUAUUGUCAAACAAGCACAUGAAACUUAAUUGGCAGUUUCUACCAGAAUAUUUUCAAUGUGUGCAUAAAAAAUAAAGAAAAUUAUUGAGAUUUAAUGAAUUUUUACAAUGUAUGUAUAUAUAUUGUGUACGUUUUGUAUGGAAUCGCGGUGUUAGAAUUGGAAGUGUCUUUGUAAUGAUACACAAACAGUGCUGUAUAUUUGUUUUUUUUACUGUACACACAAUAUGUAUAUGUUGUAGAUAUAACCUGUGAUAAGUUACCAUUAGUUAUACACUGUUAUUAUUAUUAUUAUAUUGUAGCAUAAAUUGGCUGUAUGUAUAUAUACCUAGCACUCUCUUACAAGGUUUGGCGUGCAAUGAUUGAAUGGAUGCUGUACAUUUUGUAUUGAUGAAGUAUUUUAGCUUCUGUAUUGCGUCUGUGAUUGUGUGCUCUGGAGCACUUCAUGUCAUAGAAAUUUUCUGAAAACAACACAAACCCAUGGUUAUAGGGUUGUCAGACAAAUAUUGCCAAAUAUCGUAGAAUCUAAAUGCAAUGAAAUACCAUACCAUAUCAUUGUGGGCUCAUUGAUUGAGUAAUGUCUGUUGAUUUAAGUUUUUUCUCUCCAGAUAGUGAUAUAAAUAAGUGUGGAAAUUAAGGAGUACAUUUUCUUAAAGAAUGUGUAUCUAACAACCUGUGUAUCACCUUGUUCAGACUCGUUCAGUCUUCAUCAACUCGUUAACCUCUGAAAACACAUUCAAAAUCUUCCAAUUUGGAAUAGUUCAUUAUGACAUUUCAGUGGUGAAUGAGUUGAAUUUGCCAUGUUCUACUUUUAAAGCAAAUAUUGAGCUUUACCUGGGCUGUCACUCGAUUCCUUGUAUUUAGAUUCUUUUUCUUCUUUAUUUAAAAAACUGAGUAAUGUUUUAUCCAAUAUCAAAACAUUAUGCGAUUGUUUUUCUAUGAAAUGAAAGAUUUUAUUACUACUCGUUAGUAUCAAUAAUGCUUUCAGUGAUGAAAUUAGCAAAACCAGUAUAUUGUAUUGUCAAAGUUAUUAAUCUUAAUUCCAUUUUUGAAACUUUUAUCACUUUGUCAUGCUAGCAAUUAGGGUUCUUAAUGAGACCACAAAAUGUUUCAUUACUCCUUCUGGUAUAAUCUUCCCACACAAAAAUUCUGUGAAAUGUCUGUUGUUUUGAAUCAAAGAUGGAUAAUGAAUUGUAUUUACCCGUUCUGCAUACAGCUGACGAACUUUUCUUCUGCAACUGAAUAUAAGGAUGAUUUGACACGGGAAAAAAAUCAAAUUUGUAAAAUACGUAAAAAAAACCCAGGCAAAUUUGAUCAAAAGAAUAAUUUUUUAGAAUGUAAUAGUGCUUCUUCAAAUUGUGUAUCAAUAAAUGAAUUUGAGGAAUACAGAUGGUAUAAUUUAUGUCAGUUUGUAACAUGUACAUGAGAUUGGUUUAAUUAUUAGCGAUACCCACAUACACCAAAUAUGUUCCGACAAAAUUCCCAAAUUAUUAAUACUUAAAUUAAUAUGUGUGUGUGUAAAGUCAGUGACGUCAUUUCAUUAUAUAGUCAUCAUCAGCUCUCAUUCAUUAAAUGGUUACGAAGUGCA